AACGCGCAUGCGCAAAAAUUAUAUUAUCUCAACGUGUUGAUAUUUAAAACGAAAGUACAUAGAUCAAGGCUGCAUCAAGAAAUGAAACGUCGAGGAAAAAAUAUUGUUUUGAAAAAUGAUUCUGAUGAAGAUGUUGAAGACAUUUUUACAGAUGAGAUUAAUGAAUUCACAGAAGCAAGAAAUAAAAUACAUGUUGAUGAGAAAGCAAGUGCAAGUGAAGAAGAGGAAGAAAUAUUCGGGCUAGUCGAUGAAGAUGAUGAAAGUGAUGAAGAAAUAGGAGAGUGGUCUAAACGACUCAAGCAAAUUAAAUUUCAGGCAAAGCUAGAGAAAAAUAAAUCGUUGCCAGGAGAUGCACCAGAAAAGUCUUGGGGUAACAAGCGAAGUAUUUUCUAUGGAUCUGGAGUGAAGAGGAAACCUAAACAAGCUGAAAAUGAAGAAGAAGAUGAAUGGUUAAUGGAGGAGAAGGAAAUAGAAAAACUUCAGAAAAAAUUGGAUGCAGAUGUUGAUGAAGAUGACUUCAUGGUGCCAUCACUCGUAACGAAGACAAAGAGUGAUAAAUCCAGUGAGCUGACUGUAAAGAGAGAUUUGAAUUUGGAGGAGACAGUAGAGCUCAAGAAAAAACUUCACCCAGAAGCGGAACCACUGAGGGAAGAAUUGAAUAAGUGUAUUGAAGAACUGGAAAAAUUCAAAGAUGUAAAGGGUUGGAAAGCUGAAAGUAGAAACACUUGCUUUAAAUUGUUAGCUGCCAAUAUUGCUUUCUACCUCCAUUUGAUUGAUAAUAAUGAAGAUUGUCGAGGUCACCCUGUAAUUAAAAGGAUUGUGCAGUGGAAAAAGAUGGCAAAAAUGUAUGAAGCUAUACCAGCAGAACAGAUGCAUGUUACAGAUGAAGAAGACAAUGGUCAUGAUGAUGAGAAUGAAGGUGGUGAACUGAGUAAAGAUUUAGGACAGACAGAAACAUUAAAACGUAAACGUUUAGCAGUGGAUGAUAGCGAGGAAGAAGGUGAUGAUGAUCUUCAAGACGAAGAAAAAGAUUUUGAUGAACCAUCUCUUGUUGAAGGAGGAGAAAAUAGACCAAUCACAUAUGAAAUUGAAAAAAACAAGCCCAAGAAGAAAUCUGCGCCCAACAACCCUCGAGUAAAACACAGAGAAAAGUUCAGAAAGGCCAAGAUUCGCAGGAGAGGAAAGAUCAGGGAAUACAAACCAGAAAUCAACAAAUAUCAAGGAGAAGCUUCUGGUAUCCGCACUGGCAUUAUAAGGAGUAUCAAAUUGAAAUAAAGCAGUCAGGAGUUUUUGGUUAUACUGUAAAGUGUAUAGCAAGUUCUCCCUGUUCACAUGUACAUAAUAAACUCGAUUUAUUUGUUUU
This is a messenger RNA of Physella acuta, 1363 nucleotides long. RefSeq names its product something about silencing protein 10. NCBI's taxonomy places the organism in Eukaryota, Metazoa, Mollusca, Gastropoda, Physidae. The record is from RefSeq and is a predicted model, not a curated record. Gene Ontology annotation, cellular component: nucleolus; small-subunit processome. Gene Ontology annotation, biological process: maturation of SSU-rRNA from tricistronic rRNA transcript (SSU-rRNA, 5.8S rRNA, LSU-rRNA).